This is a messenger RNA of Anopheles maculipalpis, 1509 nucleotides long. RefSeq lists its product as uncharacterized. The record is from RefSeq and is a predicted model, not a curated record. The transcript has 4 exons. Lineage: Eukaryota; Metazoa; Arthropoda; Insecta; Diptera; Culicidae. Bases 69 to 1505 code for a protein of 478 amino acids.
ACCAACGCAGCGCAGUAGUGUCGGUGCUUCUUUUGAAUGUUUAAUGUGUUAUAAUAAAUACCACUGUGAUGAGGCAUGCAUCCGUAUGGAUGUGUAUCCUGCUGACAUUCUACAACCUGCAAGCAACGUCACUGGCAGCCAUCGUACCACCGCCAUGGAGCGAUCCGAACAAAAACCCCUGCGCUACGCAACCGGGCGGUUGGCAGCUACUGUACUGGCCCCCACUGAAACGAUGCUUUAAAAUAUUCCAACUUGGUUAUCCAUGUCCCGAUACGAUGGAGCUCAGUCCGGUUGGGGCCGGUUCGACGGGACUCGGUUCUACGGCUGAAUGUCGAUGUCCACCGGGAACCGCCCAAUCACCGCUAACCAAGAAAUGCCACAAACUCUUCGAACGGGGUCCGUGCGAGUUUGGCCAGUACUUUGCACCGAUUGCCGAUUCGGCUGGAAGGAGUGCCAUACCAAAACAACGCUGGGGUGUCUGCAAGUCGACGGAGAUCUGUGACAGCGGCAUGAUCUAUUGGCCACAGGACAACAAAUGCUACCAGAUACACACCAAAGGCCCUUGCCCCAAGGGAAAGCUCAUCAGUUUAGAUAACAACGGGAUCGCACGGUGCAAGUGCGAAAAUGAAGGCGACCUUAGUAAUUACUUCCACGAGGAUACCGAAACAUGCCAUGAGUUCUUCACCAAAGGACCCUGCCUCGGUACGGGCGAACUGUUUCUUCCCUCACGAAAGUGUGCCUGUCACGAACGGUUACCGCAUUACCACAACGAAACCAAUCAGUGCUACGAACUCGGCACAAUUGGACCCUGCCCCUUUGGGCAUACGUUUAUUGUCGCGGAUAGCAAACGCCAAACGGACGGGUCUACCAGCGGCAUGAAAGCGGAAUGCCGCUGUAAGGAUGGAUACGUCCAGUGGAAGGAUGGCUACUGCUACAAACUCUACACGCAAGGACCGUGUGAGUUCGGUUCAUUCGUCACGGAAACAAAUGUAUGUUCGAUCAAUCCGUGCGAAAAGGGACGACUGUACUUCCCGCAAGAGAAAACAUGCUACAGGAUCGGUUCCCAAGGACCCUGCAGCUUGCAUCAGGUGGUUAUAUUUGACUUCACGUCACGCCCAUCACUUGACGGUAUAUCAUACAACGGUAUGUGCGGCUGUUCCGGUGUGAUCUCCAAUCUCGAUCAAUCCUGCACGGAUGAAGCGGAUCAAAUACCGCAAAGUGCUUGUGACAGUACGCCCGAAAUGGUUGAGGUUAAUCGCCAGUGCUACAAACUUUACACCCGUGGACCAUGUGGGCCCGGUCAGUGGCUAGAGCCGAAGAAGAUACCGACCCGAAUAAGAUCAGCGGCCUGUGUGUGCCGGCCGGGCUAUACACCGUACGAGCAGCCGCUCGCCAAUGGAGUUAUUGGCUGUCAGGCGCCCAGUGUUGGCAUUGCCAGGUACUUAAACCAACGGCGGCAUCUACACUCGCGAGCUCCUGGAAACCUUACACUUCCUUUAUCCUAACCUU